Molecule: messenger RNA, 741 nt
Organism: Carassius carassius (crucian carp)
Lineage: Eukaryota; Metazoa; Chordata; Actinopteri; Cypriniformes; Cyprinidae
Product: trypsin I-P1-like
Exons: 4
Coding region: 120-614 (164 amino acids)
Biological process (GO): proteolysis
Molecular function (GO): serine-type endopeptidase activity
Source: RefSeq, a predicted model, not a curated record
GUGAUGACUGUGUACCCAACUCCCAGCCCUGGCAAGUCUACCUUACUUCUAAUGGGAAACCCUGGUGUGGAGGAUCUCUGAUUAAUGAAAGAUGGGUUGUUUCUGCCGCUCACUGCAAGAUGCCAGCUUCUAAUCUUACUGUCCACCUGGGAGAGCACAAUGUGAAUGUUGAAGAAAGCACAGAGCAAAGGAUCGGUGUAGAGAAGGUGAUUCCACACCCAGACUUUAAUAAUCAUACAUAUAACAAUGAUUUCAUGCUGAUCAAGCUGAAAGAGCCUGCCAUCUUUAAUGAGUUUGUAAAGCCAAUCCCUCUGGCGACCAGAUGCUCUUGUGCAGGGGAGCAGUGCUUGGUUUCUGGAUGGGGCUUCACUGAAGAUGGAAAUCCUUCUGUGCUGCAGUGUCUGGAAUUGCCUGUACUGUCAAAGGAACAGUGUGUGCGUGCAUAUGAUAGUAAAAUAACUGAAAACAUGUUCUGUGCUGGAUUCAUGAAAGGAGGCAAAGACUCAUGUCAGGGUGACUCUGGCGGUCCAUUAGUGUGUAAUGGGGAACUGCGAGGAGUUGUUUCCUGGGGUAUAGACUGUGCUAAAGAAGGCUAUCCUGGGGGUUUAUGUUGAGGUGUGCUGCUACACUGCCUGGACCAAAAAUAUCAUAGAUAACAAUUAACUGUUUGUUCAGCCUGGCUAACAGGAACAUUUUCAUUUUAUCUUCUAAAAUAUCUGCAAUUAAAUUUAGCUUGAAACA